AUGGAGCAUCAAGGAGGUUUUCUCAAGCUAUCUUUCAUGAUAGUCAUCCUAGUAACCUUCUCAUCAUUUCUUUCUCCAUUUAUAGCAGAAGCAAGACAAAAGCACGUACACCAUCACAGCAAUGAUUUCCACCACCGUGUGAAGUCUUCUCCAUUGCCGCCGCCACCACCGCUUACACCAACAACAGCACCGGCAUCAGCACCUAAUGUCGGUGUAGCACCAUUUCCAUCAUCUGCGUCACCACUAUCAACUUAUCCUGAUCCACCAUUGUCUGCACCAUCUUCGUCUCCACGAACAGUUGAUGCUACAAUAACAUCACCACCACCACCACCACCACCGCCUACACAUGAGGGUGUUAUAACACCACCACCGCCUACGGAUGAUGUUAUAAUGGAACAUACUUAUACUAUGUCACCUCCGCCUACAGAUGAUGAUGCUAUAACACCACCACCACCACCACCACCACCACCAUUUGAUCCUUAUAUUGGACCACCUCCGUCUACAGAUGGUGAUGAAAUAACACCACCUACUCCGCCUACAGUAGAACUUUCAACACCAUGGGCACCUUCGCCGUUUUAUUGGCAAGGGAUAGGGUUUCCAGCACCAGAACCACCAUCAAUCCCAGCAUAUAAACCUCAUGGUUGUCACUACCCCUGUGCUGAUUCAAACGACUGUGAUUGGCCCUGUACAGCCUGUUGCUGGAAUAAUACUUGUUGCUACGACUGGCCGGAACUACCGUAUGAAUAA
Messenger RNA from Spinacia oleracea (spinach), 747 nucleotides. Its product is annotated as leucine-rich repeat extensin-like protein 3. The record is from RefSeq and is a predicted model, not a curated record. The transcript is spliced from 2 exons. The coding region runs from base 1 to 747 and encodes 248 amino acids. Lineage: Eukaryota; Viridiplantae; Streptophyta; Magnoliopsida; Caryophyllales; Amaranthaceae.